Hansenula anomala is the source of this 973-nucleotide messenger RNA. RefSeq lists its product as uncharacterized. The transcript is spliced from 2 exons. Gene Ontology annotation, molecular function: hydroxyacylglutathione hydrolase activity. Bases 1 to 492 code for a protein of 163 amino acids. Lineage: Eukaryota; Fungi; Ascomycota; Saccharomycetes; Phaffomycetales; Wickerhamomycetaceae. The record is from RefSeq and is a predicted model, not a curated record.
AUGAAUGGAGAAGUUUUAAAACUUGGUGAUUCAAUUGAAAUCACUGCAAUUCAUACACCAUGUCAUACCCAGGAUUCUAUAUGUUAUUAUGCCACUGAUAAAGCCAAUCCUGAUCAAAAAUUUGUGUUUACAGGAGAUACUUUAUUCACUGCAGGUUGUGGUAGAUUCUUUGAAGGUACCGGUGAAGAAAUGGAUACUGCUCUGAAUUUCAAAUUGGGUAAAUUACCAAAAGAUACAUUGGUUUUCCCAGGUCAUGAGUAUACUAAAGGUAAUGUAAAAUUUGCAGUUAAAUUACUUUCAAACAAUGCUAUUCAACAGUUGGAGAAAUUUGUUAAUGAGAAUGAAAUCACCACUGGUCAAUUUUCCAUUGGUGAUGAAUUAAAAUUUAAUCCAUUUAUGAGAUUAGAUGAUGAACAAAUCACAAGUAAAUUAAAGAUUGAUUCAAGAAGUUUGGUUAUGGAUAAACUAAGAGAGAUGAAAAACAAUUCAUAAGUAUAAAACAUUUAUUUAUUUUAGUUUAAAAAAGAGUUGUAGAGCUUCACUGUACCAUAACGUCAAAAAGAUUCACAUAGAGAGUAAACCUCGACUUUAUAAAGGAAAGUGAAAGCACCUGGAUUUCAAUUUAACUCUGCUGUCCACACUUUUGCACCAUGGAAGAAAAGGUUAUAAUCAAAAGUUCUAUCUAUUUUCAGAGUCAAUUUUAAAUUAUCUAUCUGAAGAAAAGGAAAAAAAGAGUUGUAAAAAGGUUUAAAAAGUUUAUGGAUUUGAAAUUUUUCUUAAAUAUCAGCGAAUUUUACCCUGCCAUUGUGACUUUCGCGAAUAUAUUAUUUACUUUCGCGAAUGUGCUUUACUGGUUUCAAAUUUGGGGGCAACGAUUAACAAAGCAUUUCCAAAUGACAAGUGUUUGAAUUGAAAAGUCAAUUGAGUGUUUAAAGAUGGCUAAGGGAAAUAAGAAAAGUGAAGAGAAAGUGAA